Molecule: messenger RNA, 3765 nt
Organism: Aedes albopictus (Asian tiger mosquito)
Lineage: Eukaryota; Metazoa; Arthropoda; Insecta; Diptera; Culicidae
Product: probable E3 ubiquitin-protein ligase makorin-1
Exons: 4
Coding region: 433-1719 (428 amino acids)
Biological process (GO): protein polyubiquitination
Molecular function (GO): metal ion binding; ubiquitin protein ligase activity
Source: RefSeq, a predicted model, not a curated record
GUGUGUGUGUGCUGCGAUUUGAUUUCGGCCCGUCGAAAACGUCGCGUACACUUGCUGCGGUGCGUUUUGAUUGAAUCCGCGAACCCCGCGAACGCUGAGCUAGCGAAACAGCAGCGAGCGAGCAGCAGCAACAGUGCGAGUGUGACGGAAUCCAUCGUGUAUUUUUUUUUUAUGUGGAUCGUGUCUGUGUCUCUCGCGAACAGCGCGGAUUGUGUGUUGGUAACGAAAGAACAUUGACAGACAGCGAGCAAAAGAAGAGAGAGACGAGACAGCCACUGGCAGCAGACAACAGUGAAGGAAAAAAAGCUCUUUUCUGUGACGAUUUUUGCGGAAUUACCGAGCGAUACCCCGGAGGAACCGACCGUCAGCGGCUAGAGACAUCCGAGGAUUCGAGUUUGCUGCUGGAUUCCGACGCGUUCUAUCCUACAAAACAUGGAGUCCCCCACGGCCCUACUGGAUGCCGUCGCCAGUUCAUCACUAUCAGUAGCUGGUCCCUCGUCGUCUUCGUCGUCAUUGUCCUCGUCGUCGACGGUGGAAUCUCCCGCGGCUGCAGCGAAAGAAAUUUGUAAAUUUUUCAAAAUGGGCACCUGCCGCUACGGGUCGUCCUGUCGGAAUGAACAUGCAGCCUCCGCUAUGGAACAACCGGAACCCGGUCCAUCGUUUGCAGCCGAUCCAGGACCCAGUACCAGUUCCAACAGCAGCAGUUUCACAAUUGAUCCUCUCAAGUGGAUCAACGCGCCGGAAUUCGUUCCGAAGUUCAAACAGUGGCAACCCCCUACUGAUUCGGUUGAGGUGCAAGAGGCGGAUGAGGUUUCACCGGAAGAACUGGGAGUUCCAAUGGAUUUGGCCGAAGAAGAUGUGGUAGCUGAUGACGAAGCGGAGGAGGAAGACGCCGUCCCUGCCGCUGGAAUGUCCUACGCGGCCAUUGUCACAAUGAACAACAACCACAACGGCUUGGGGAUCAUCGAGGACCACGUCGAUUCUGUGCUAUGUCCGUACUUCGAGAACAGCGGCGUCUGUAUGGUGGACACGUGCCCGUAUGCCCACGGAGCUAUGUGCGAGCUGUGCGGUAAGUUCUGUCUGAACCCGCUGGACAAGGAACAGCAGCGGCUGCACAAUGUCGAGUGCAUCAAACAGCACGAGCUGGACAUGGAGCACUCGUUCGCCAUCCAGCGAUCGAAGGAUAAGAUCUGCGGCAUCUGUUUGGAGGUGAUUCUGGAGAAGCCGAGCCGGGAGCAACGGUUCGGAAUCUUGCCGAACUGCAGUCACAUUUUCUGCCUGGAGUGCAUCCGGACGUGGCGACAGGCGAAGAACUUCGAGAACAAGAUCAAACGAGGCUGCCCCACGUGUCGCAUCUCGUCGGACUUUGUGUGUCCCAGUAUCGUGUGGGUAGAGAGCCGCGAGGAGAAGGAUAAGCUGAUCAACGACUACAAGAAGGCCUGCAACACGACGCACUGCAAGCACUUUAAGCAGGGUACGGGCAAAUGUCCGUUCGGGAACAAGUGCUUCUACAAGCACGCCCUGCCCAACGGUCAGCUGGUCGAUGUGGGUGGUCCGUCUCGACAGACCGACAGCCGACUGCGGAUCAGCCAUCUACAGGACUUUUUCCGCGAGGUGCUGCACCAGCGAGGGCGCCUUUUGACCGACUUUGUGUCGUCGAUCUUCUCCGACAGCGACGACUCGGAGAUGUCCGAAUUGUACGAUCUGUACGACAUCUAGUUGCUCAGCCCUACAACAGUAGCAGCAGCAGCAAUAGCCCGCCAGUCGCACCAGCAGCAAACGCACCAGGAUCAGUCGCAGCUGCAGCCACAGCAGUCCCAGAAUGGCCAAUUGUGCCACCAGCAGCAGCAGCAGCAACAGUACCAACACCACCAAUACCUUUACUACUACUAUUACUAUCAAAUCCUUACCGGCAGCGGUGGUAGCACCAGCCGCAACAGUAACAACCGCAUCGGCGGCGGCGGCAGUAAUUGUAUUUUCGUCUAUUUAGUCCAUAUUGGAAGUGGAGGAGCAACGCUCGUGGCCGUCGGACCUGGUGGUGGUGGAGGAGAGUAAGAAAACGUGUGUUCGUCUUUGCCCCGACCAGGUUAGUAGAUACAUAGUAGGCCACGACAGAUGGCGCAGUAGGCUCCGCCAGAUGGCGUGCUCUUUGUUUACACGUGCGAGUGAGAUUGGCGCCCGGAUUCCGCUUGGCGGCGUGCCUAAACUGUAGGAAAUUCCUGACGUAUUCGACAUAAUCUGUGCCCCGUUGUGAAAAACGCGGGACAGACUCGUAAAAUUGUUGAUGUCGAGUUUCUUGUUGUUUCAUGAUUUCUGCCCCGAUUCUAAAAUGUUCACGUCCUUAUGCGUUAUCGAUUGAUUAACUUAUUUAUUUGAAGAUUGUUCUGUAUUUCUAUUUUCUGUGUGAAAAUUCGGCAGUCUAUUGAUCAUCUGUGUUAAAAUAGCCCAGUUCUGAAGGUAGAGAUUCGAAGAUUCUUCGUUCUGGCAAGGGAGUAUUCUUCCAAACAAUUGUUCAUAACUAUUAUCGUCAUUUCUACUUUAUUUGGUACAUUGUAAUUAGUGUGUAAUAAGUUUGAGAAAAAAAAGUCGAUUUCCCAUCGCUAUCGAGUUAUUGUUAAGUUAUAACGGAAAGCCAUAUAACCCACCUGCCUCCGCCUGGAGAGAGAGCACUCCGCGCCGGAUAUCGCACUUGUCCUCCGCUUGAGAAGAAAAGUCGCCGAGUAUCCGCGUGAUCAUUGCGCAAGCGUUCUAAAAAAAUGAACGAUUGCCCUCAAAAUUUAGCUCAAUUUUACGUUUAGGAAGUCAAACCGUAUAGUUUUGUACCUGAAAAUCAUCGGAUUCUACUACCUCUCGCUCCUUCCCUCUAUUGUUCACUCAAUUCUCUCACCUCCGAUUCAUGCAAACACGUUCGAAGUAGCCCUUGCUUUGUACUGACGACGACAGGUGGGAGGCUCAAAUUCGAAAUUUUUGAUUUCAAACAGUUGAGUGAUGCAAACGAGCACGUUGCCAGGCAGGGCGAAUGAAACAAAUACAAACAUAUUAUACUCCGGUUUGAAGCAAAAGAAAUGUAUCAAUGAAAAAAAGUUAAACUCUAAUAAACAAUAUCUAUUUCUAUAUUAGGAAUCGAUUGAUUAUCAAUAGAAUCGUUUAUAAAGAGCAAAACUAUUCAAAUGUAGGCGCCACAGAAAGUCAUCAAAAACGCAAAACCGAAAUACACAUUCAACACGCAUACACUACACACACCUACCUUAUGAAACAAGUGUGAUCGUUAUUAUGAGCAGACACGCAAAACACGUUUACACACUCACACACACCUUCAAGCGCAAGAAUAUCCGCUAAAUGCCUAAACAACACUAUUGAAAAUGAUUAUCAAUAAUCAUCAAUUAUAUGUAACGGAUUAUUACGAUUAUAUAUAUAUUACCUAAUAAAACUUACAAUAAUAGUUGUUUUUAGCGAGAAAAAAAAAACAUACGAACACAGAACACUUAACAAAACGUUGUCGUCGUUGUCGAUCAUUAUUAUGACUUUGUGAAUUCGAGAGAUCAAAACAAUACUAACCACUGGCAUACUACGCGCGAGCAAAACAAAAAAAAAUGCAAACAGAAGAAACAAACAAAAAAUUGUGAAGCGAUUCCUGGAAUCGAACAGCUGCAUGUGUUAUUAGAUUGAGAGGAAAAAACUGAAAAAAAUACGAAUGGCAAAAGUUUAAUAUACAUUAUGGUAAAUAUCUACUAGAUUGAAGCAAACAUUAGAAAAAAAAAGAAA